AUGGAGGGUACCCAGGAGACCGACCAGCUGAAAAACGCAAUCCAGCGCUUGAAGGAAUUAAACCGUGGCGCCACCGAAGACCGUGACGCUAACCUGGAAGAGGAAUACGCUCGCAUGCGUGACGAGCUGAAGGAGACUAAGAACGCCCGUGACGAAGCUAUCCGAUCCCCUGCACCCUCUGAUACCGCCGCCGGUGGUAGUCACCGCAAGACCGUCAAGAUGCCUGACCCGCCGACGCUAAUUGAUGGCAAGAACGUGCGUUUCAAAGCCUGGAAAACCGAAAUUCGCAAGAAACUCCGACUGAACUAUGAUUAUUACCCUACCGAAGACCACAAGAUGGCUUACCUGAAGAGUCGAUGCGAAGGGAAGGCCCCCAUGCACAUUGACCCUCGCAUGCAGAAAAAUCCCCCCUAA
This is a messenger RNA of Penicillium alfredii, 414 nucleotides long. RefSeq lists its product as uncharacterized. Bases 1 to 414 code for a protein of 137 amino acids. The transcript is spliced from 3 exons. NCBI's taxonomy places the organism in Eukaryota, Fungi, Ascomycota, Eurotiomycetes, Eurotiales, Aspergillaceae. The record is from RefSeq and is a predicted model, not a curated record.